AUGUUGUAUAUGAAUCUUAGAGAACCCCAAGUAGUUCGUACCAAAGGACAUCCUUCUGGUGCUCAAAAUUGGCAACUAACUAGCUUAACAACAAGAGACCCCUCUGGUUUUGAGUUGGUUGAUAAUAAAGUAAGGCAAUAUAGUAUUUGCAAACAGCCUGGUCACAACACUCGUACUUGUUUAAAUAGAAGUACAGAAUAA
Molecule: messenger RNA, 201 nt
Organism: Dentiscutata heterogama
Lineage: Eukaryota; Fungi; Glomeromycota; Glomeromycetes; Diversisporales; Gigasporaceae
Source: the annotation of a GenBank genome assembly